Messenger RNA from Salpingoeca rosetta, 1137 nucleotides. RefSeq lists its product as uncharacterized. Lineage: Eukaryota; Choanoflagellata; Craspedida; Salpingoecidae. The record is from RefSeq and is a predicted model, not a curated record. The coding region runs from base 39 to 950 and encodes 303 amino acids. The transcript is spliced from 8 exons.
GACGCAACGUCUUUGCCCACUGCCCCUAAAGCGCCAAGAUGAUGCCUUUGACGACUGUGGCUGCUGGCACCGCUGUCAGGGCUUGGCGCCGCACACUAACCACGGCAGCACCGAGGCUGCUGAGAAUAAGCAAUGUCGCCAGCAGGGCACUGUCUGCUGCGCCACAAGCCAUCCCAAAACCUUCCAAGCAACAGCGUUUCAAGGAAUAUUGGGAGCGCAGAUCAUCAGAGGAGAUGGAGUCGGCAUCGAGAUGGGGUGAACUUGAGGUGCCCGAGAUUGACGUUGCGACCAUGACGGACGAGGAGUUUCUCGCCUAUCGCGGCGAGCGGCGUGUGCGCACGAUGGCGCUCCGCCACGAACUCUACCAGACCGUCUUCCAUCAGAUGUUUGUACCAAAGAAGAACGUGACGCUGGCGUUUGGCGACGUCGGCCUCGACACCGCCUUGUAUCGCGGCAACAUCAUCAAGGCGGCAACGAUGACGGAGCAGCCCACGCUUCGAUUCGAACCGCAACCAGACAAGCUGUACACCGCUGUAUUUAUGGACGCCGACGGCCGCAUGGACGGCUCAAAGGGCCAACUCGUGCACUGGCUUGUGACGAACAUUGCUGAUCCAACCCGCCUCGACGACGCCAACACGGUGCUGCCAUAUCUUCCGCCCGUCCCGCCCAAGAACACGGGGUACCACCGCCUGGUGCUUGCGCUGUACGAGCAAUCGGAGCGAUUGGACGAUGUGAAGAUUGGCCCCAACAACACACAGCAGCAGCAGCAGCAGAAGGGUGCUGGCGGGAACGCGGCGGCGUUGGCUGCACGCUACGUCAAGUGCGACAAGCUUGGCACGCGGUUUCAGAUGGAGCCUGUAGCGUUGGCGUUUGCACAGGUGUGCUGGGACGAGAGUGUCGACGCCACCUUUGAGCAGCGCCUCAACAUGAAGGCCCCCAUGUUUGCAUGAUGACGCUGUAGUGUGUGUGUCUGUGUCUGUGUGCCUGUGUCUGUGUCUGUGUCUGUGUCUGUCUGUGUCUGUCUGUGUCUGUCUGUGUCUAUGUGUGUCUGUGUCUGUCUGUGGAUGCCUUGUGUUGAGUGCCUUAUUGAGUGCUUGCGUUGCCAUCAAUCAAUCAAUCAACGAAACUCAAACGCAA